Messenger RNA from Dromiciops gliroides (monito del monte), 11579 nucleotides. RefSeq names its product target of myb1 like 2 membrane trafficking protein (gene TOM1L2). The record is from RefSeq and is a predicted model, not a curated record. The transcript has 16 exons. NCBI's taxonomy places the organism in Eukaryota, Metazoa, Chordata, Mammalia, Microbiotheria, Microbiotheriidae. Gene Ontology annotation, cellular component: endosome; membrane. The coding region runs from base 170 to 1759 and encodes 529 amino acids. Gene Ontology annotation, biological process: signal transduction. Gene Ontology annotation, molecular function: phosphatidylinositol binding; clathrin binding; ubiquitin binding.
UGAGGACUUAGAUCGGCAGGAGGGGCCGGGAGACCGGAGCUCACCGUUCGGGAAAGGGGGCAAGUGUCACUCAGGCCGGGAGAGCCGUGGGGGGUGGUUGCGACGGCGGCAGCGGCGGCGGCGGGCAGCUGGUCGGAGCCUCCGCCGCCUGCGGUGCUGUCCUCACAAGAUGGAGUUUCUCCUGGGGAACCCGUUCAGCACCCCAGUGGGACAGUGCCUCGAAAAAGCUACAGAUGGAUCCCUACAGAGUGAGGACUGGACAUUGAAUAUGGAGAUCUGUGAUAUCAUUAAUGAGACGGAAGAGGGUCCCAAGGAUGCCAUACGGGCCCUGAAGAAGAGGCUCAAUGGAAACAGAAACUAUAGAGAAGUGAUGUUGGCAUUAACAGUGUUGGAGACUUGUGUCAAGAACUGUGGCCAUCGAUUUCACAUCCUUGUGGCAAACCGUGAUUUCAUAGAUGGUGUCCUUGUGAAAAUCAUCUCCCCUAAGAACAAUCCUCCUACUAUCGUCCAGGACAAAGUACUGGCUUUGAUUCAGGCUUGGGCUGAUGCAUUUCGGAGUAGUCCUGAUCUCACUGGCGUGGUGCAUAUUUAUGAAGAACUGAAAAGAAAAGGGAUCGAAUUUCCCAUGGCAGACUUAGACGCCCUGUCUCCAAUACAUACACCACAGCGGAGCAUCCCCGAAGUGGAUCCAGCAGCAACUAUGCAUAGGUCUCAAUCACAGCAAAGAAUGAGCUCCGUGUCCUCUUCUGUACCUUCUCCUACGCCAUACGCAGCUCCUCAGGCUCCAUCCUUGAAUGUGACUGGGCCUAUCACCGCCAACUCAGAACAGAUUGCCAGGCUUCGAAGUGAACUUGAUGUUGUCCGAGGAAACACAAAAGUCAUGUCUGAGAUGUUAACAGAGAUGGUUCCUGGGCAAGAAGACUCCUCCGACCUUGAGCUGCUACAGGAACUGAACAGGACCUGUAGAGCUAUGCAGCAGAGAAUUGUGGAACUCAUCUCCAGGGUUUCUAAUGAAGAGGUCACCGAGGAAUUGCUGCAUGUGAAUGAUGACUUAAAUAACGUCUUCCUCAGAUAUGAGAGGUUCGAACGGUACAGGUCAGGUCGUUCUGCUCAAAAUACCAGUAACGGAGUCCUUAAUGAAGUAACUGAAGAUAAUUUAAUAGAUCUUGGUCCUGGUUCUCCAGCUGUAGUGAGUCCAAUGGUGGGUAACACAGCACCGCCAUCUUCUCUUUCCUCACAGCUAGCAGGCCUGGACUUGGGGACAGAUAGUGUCAGUGGAACCCUCAGCUCUCUCCAGCACUGUAACCCCCAGGAUGACUUUGAUAUGUUUGCCCAGACGAGAGGAAACUCCUUGGCUGAACAGCGUAAGACAGUCACUUAUGAGGAUCCCCAGACGAUGGGAGGACUGGCCUCUGCAUUAGAUGUUCGGAAACAGAGCGCUGGAGUGAGGAGAGAUAAAGGUGGGAACUCUGACAUGGAGCCUAUAGACAAGUGGCUAAUUACACAAGGAAUGAUCCCUGUUGCGCAGUCCUCUGUCAUGGAUGACAUUGAGGUGUGGCUCAGUACGGACCUGAAAGGUGAUGAGCCGGAGGAAGGCGUCACAAGUGAAGAAUUUGACAAAUUUCUCGAAGAAAGAGCCAAAGCUGCUGAAAUGGUCCCCAAUCUACCUUCCCCCCCUGUGGAAGCACCAACACCACCCAUAAAUACAUCUGGAAGAAAAAAGCCAGAGCGUUCGGAGGACGCCCUCUUCGCCCUGUGAUGCAUUUUCUUGGUCUCCUUCCUUGUGCUGCACAGAAGAACGCUACUGUUUGGUCACACAAUCCUCUCCUCAGUUGUGGCGAACACUGACCCCCUCAUCACCCCUCCUGUAUCUGUCACCCUCAUCCGCUCCCCUGUCAGUCAUACCACUCUCACUCACUAAAAAGGAAACUUCACCUGUCUCUCCUUUGAAUCCCUCUUUUAUUUCCUCUAAGUUUCCCAUCCUUCAAUACUAGCUUUAACCACCUUUUCCUUUCUGGGCUGUGUGAAAUUGGCGGCUGCGGCUGCUGCUGCUGAAACCCACCUCUCCCUCCCUCUGCUCCCACCCACCUUACCCACUUGGUCCCUCUCCCUGAAAGAUGGCAAUGCAUGAGCUCACUUUCCUCAUUGGAAACCAGGUAUGGCACGGAGAGCUGCCCAGCCUUGAGAUGACUUGUCAAGGUGGUUUCCUAUUUCCCUUGCCUUGUAGCCAAAUAUUUAGCAGGAGACAAUGGAGGAUCCUUGGGCCCAGGAUGGAUUCAAGUAGAGGAGCAUCUCAUUCUGGAUGUUCCCAGUUAUAGGUCUAAGUCAUAUCACUCCUGCUCUAGAAUUCUGCCUUCCACCUCUUUUACUUCUCUGUCCCCAGGGUUCCUGAAUGGAGAAUCUAGCUGGGAAGUUCAGAAGGUAUGUCAAGUUUCAUGAGGUUUUCCAUUCUUUGGUCUCUUGGAUUCACUGUGAGUUUUUCCAGCUUGGCUUCAGAAGACUAGAUGAUGGUCUCAUGACUUCCCUCCUUUGGCUGCUCAUCAACACACAUUAACUUGAUGCGGUUAAAAAAACAACACCUUGGGGCAUUGGGGGCUUCUAGCACUUUAAAAAGUUUUGCAUUAUUUCCCUAUGUUCCAGUGAAUUUUUCCUAUCUGUUGUGUUGUCUGGGCCUCUCUUUCCAGGCAUUCACGAUAGAAGACCUUCUGCUGUUUGGUGACCCAUGCCAAUUAUUCCUUGAUGAAUUUGGCUUUACCCACUUAGCUAGACAGAGCUUGAAAUCUUUGUCAAAAGGUGGCAUUGCCAUCCUGAAGAAGUUAGGGAUUGCAGAGUGUACACCCUGUGGUGGGAUGCAGUUUCUAUCUGGCCUCCAGUAGGUCUAGUUAAUGAAAGGGAAGUUAAAGGAAGGAAGGAGACCAGGAGCUGAGCACACCAAUGAAAAUCGGUAUUAACUCAUACAGAUCAUACAGGGCAUACAGCAGUUUGGCUCUCUCGGGUAGGAUUAACACUAAUAUUAAACACUUCACAGGAAAGAGACGUUGAGGAUGUCACUCUUUGGUUCUCCCACCUCCUUGGCUCCCGUGUUUUAAAAGGAUUUUGCACUAGGAACAGUUGCUCCCUGUUAAGGUACUACAUGUGUGACUCUGGAAGAGUUACGUGGUGGGCUUUGUUCCUACGCUGUAUACAAGUCGCCUCAUCCAAAGGAGUGGCUGUCUCAGCCCUAUUUUGUUGGCUUGUUUGGGCUCUGGACAACUUUACUUGCUACUGUAACACUAAGGCACCUUUGCACUACUUUGGGCCCUGCCCCAACACCACAGUCAUAAGCUUGGGUCUCCUCCAUUGGACAGACUUGAAGUCAGGCUUCCACACCCCGGCCUCUUCUCUAGGGGGAGUGCUCUCAGUGCCUAUGGUUCACUUCCACACUUGGACUUAAAAUAGAAGUCUGUAAGGAUGCAGGAUGAUCUGCAAAACAGACUAAUGGGCCACCUGAGGGAGGCUGUCCAGAUGUCCAAGUCGCUUUGCCAGGGCUUGCAUCCAUCCAUCCAUCCAUUAGGGCUUAUUUGAAACUCUAGGUGUUUGAGGGGCUCUCCUUUGGGUCCUACCUUCCUCCCCUGCCUGCCUGUCCAGAGCUGCCAGAUGUUAACUUUGCUACUGCACAGUAACUAGAAGGGAAAAUGCUGCUCUAGCCAAAAGAGUUGUACUCUGACUACUUUCUUCCAGGCAUUGCCUACACUUGGCUCCCAAUAGCUUGCCCCUUGCCAGUUCUUGGAGAACUGACUUUCACCAGCUGGUAUGCAGCUACUUGACAUGAGUUAGUCUGCAUUUGCUUCAUUUAGACCUGUUGAGUCAGAUGCUGCUCCCUGUAAUGGAGAUUCCUGAAGUCUGCAGAGCUCCUCAUGAACAUCUGGGGGCAGAUGUUCAUCUUGGCCCAGAGUGCAACCUGAUGUUUACAGGCUAAAUUCAGCUUCCAUUAUUGUGCAUGUCAUGGCCAGCCUAGACCUCUCUGUGGCCCAGAGCAAUGGCAUGUACAAAGUCAAAGGAGUUUAAACUAGGGAAUAUGGGCUUAUAGCCAUAACUGUUGGCGGCAGAGAGCAGAGCUGAUUGAUUUUCUUCCUUCAGGAAAGAAAGGAUAUGUUGGAAUCAGGGACUAGAUUUUGCAGAGACAUGACCUGGCAGCUCAGGUUCUGGGUGAGGCUGAAUAUCAUUCUUGUGGCUGAGCCAGAAGCCAGAUUUAGCCCUGGCUGGUUCUCGUGGUGAAAAACCAGAGACACUAGUUGGACCACAGAUAGCUGUGACCUGAGUAAGUACUGGCCCUUCAGGCUUUUUGAGAGUCAGUGAGUGUGCCUCAACACUGAGCCUCUGGAAUAAGCAGUUUGGGCUCGCUGACUAGCAGUCAGAACUAGCUCAACAGCAGUUAAAUAGAACCAGACCAACCAUGACGACACCCAGAUAUCUUCCUUAUAGAACUUCCUGAGACAGCUUGGAGCUGCUACUGAUCUUGUCCUUGGGCUACUCUUUUGUGUUCCUCCUCUGAAGAUCCUCUCCAUUGUCUGUCACUCCUGUUUCAUGGCUUUCUCCCCAUCCUAGACCUUCCUGCCUUUUCAUGUUUCCUUCUGUCCAUUCUCACUUCCUCCCACAUUCUUGCCUUCUUUUCCUCUUUCUUUCAUUUCGCCUUUCAUUUGGCUUUUCCAACCAAUGUCUUGCAGUGUCCUUACAUCCAGUAUCCCUGUGUCAUUAAAAGCUUGGGAGGGGGUGGCAGCUAGGUGGCACAGUGGAUAAAGCACUGGCCCUGGAGUCAGGAGGACCUGGGUUCAAAUCUGGCCUCAGACACUUAACACUUACUGGCUGUGUGACCCUGGGCAAGUCACUUAACCCCAAUUGCCUCACCCAAAAAAAAAAAAAGUUGGUGGGGGAAGCCGGGAAGGCCAGGAUGCUAAAGACAGAUCAGGUUUAUGCCAAAGGGACUCAGUCACUGUUUCUUUGCUUCUCAUCCUCUUCUCCCACAUUGAUUUGAGCUCUGAAAUUGAUCUGCAAUAGCUAUCCUCUUAUAGGGACCAGAGCUAGCUUAUUUUUGUCAAAUUUGCAAACAUCACUGGGCGAGAUGCCUUAAUAUUUUUUCUUCCCAACCAUAUCAUUCCUCUAUAUUCACCCUGUGUGACAGGACUAUAAUUCCCCCAGCCUAUGAGUUCCUUUCAAGGAAUCCAUCCUUGCAGGCAGGUGAUAUCUUUUUGAAAUCUAGCUUCUGGCAUGAAGCAAUUUUCCUUGUGCCUGAGGAAAGACAUCUCUCUGGCACAACUGUAAGUGCAUGGACCCAUCCGAGACAAAGUUAAGCUUUUCCCAAAACUGUGGCGUAUGGAUGGUCCUCUCAUUGUUUGAAACCUCCUAAGUUUUAGACUUGAGCCACCAGCAUCUUUGGGCUACCUGGGGAUCCCAUAUCUCUAUGUAGUUUUCUUAAGGAGGUUAGGCAAAUCCUGAGGAAGCCACACAGCUCCAAGUCCCUGAGUCUACUUGUCAAGAGCUUUGGUUAGUGCUGACCUGUGUGAUAGCACAUUAGCCACGCUGCAGUGUUUGGAAGAGAUGAAGCUUGUGAAGGGAUGCCAAUCACAUCAUCUUCUCACCCUCUCUAGCCGCUGACUUGCUUUGGAGCCACGCUCCAUUCCAGUGUUUUUCCUUCUCCCACUUUAUAAAGGAAGAGUCCUGAUAUAUUAUAGAUAUAUUUUUUCCUUUGUCUAUAUUUGGAGUAGGAAAGAAUGAUCAUGCCCCUUCCCUAUUCUUUAGUCUGGUCUUUGGCUUCUAUCUCUCAUAGAGGGAAAAGUUGCUCCCAGCAGCCUACACUACAAAAAUAUACAUAGAUGCAUAUAUAUACACAUACACAUAUAUUUGCUUCAGAACCAUUAUCUGUAUUCAUUACCUCAAAUUCUCAUGUUUACCCAUCUCAGCAAGGUAGAAGUAGCAGCUUGGAGAUGCUUUGGUUGGUGACGGAUGGUGGCAGAAGGGUUUCCUGGUCAUUGAUCUCAGUGAAAAGGAGCAGGGCCCUACUGAGAAAAGGUAGCCAUGUACCCAGAGGAGAAUUCAACAACAGAGCUAGUCACAGGCCUGGGUCCAGGUUAGCCCAAUGGGUAGUGCAGCAGACAACUCUCAGUCACACCUUCCAACAACAAACCCCCCCUCUCUUGUCUAUCUGUCACCUCCAGUUCUGCGGCACAUCCUAGGGGUCCAGGUUCAGUUGCAUCUUUGGUGGCUCUGCAGGCAGAAAUGGACCCAGCUUAGCUGUUGCCCAUGAUUGUUAUGUAUGCUAAUCAUACUGAGAGCCUGUGUCCUGUAUCAGGAUCCCAUUUGGGGCUCUGGCUCAUGACAUAUCAGCCAGGAAUUACUCAGAGGAACUGCCUAAGAAGCUCCUUUUCUUCAGUGUCAAGUCAGAAGCCAUAGAAGUCCCACCACCUGUCUUUUGGUGAUGGGCUCUUGCCUUGCCUAUGACAGGUGCCCCCUCUCAGCACAGGCAGCAUGACUCACAGAUGUGGGUCAACAGAGCAAGCAGUCCUGAAGAUGGAACUCAAUUGCAAAGGAGGGGGAAAAAAAUCACUAAAGUAGGAAGUAUCUCUGAGAAUGUUAGAAAUCACAGAUAUAGUAUGUACUUAAUUACACUAAAUUAUUGUUGGAAUUCCUUGUAAGUACUAAUUAUACCUGAUUAUAGGUUAAAAUAUUUAUUUUGUCAAAAUAUUUUCUUUGGGCUGUGUUUAACCUUUUCCCUGCUCAUUGUGUACUGAGAUGUGAAAAUUAAUCAUUUGCCUAACUUUGGGGGGAAUGCUGGUAGAGAAGAGCCUAUAGCAAUGUUUUGCAUAAAGCAUCUGCGCAUCUUUGGCCAGCACUCAAGAGCAGUGCCCGGUAUGGGCACGUAAGGACAUUCAACCAACCAACUGGUGCAAGGAUAAGGAAGUGUGAGAGAGAGAGAGAGAGAGAGAGAGAGAGAGAGAGAGAGAGAGAGAGAGAGAGAGAGAGAGAGAGAGAGAGAGAGAGAAAGGAAGAAUGGGUGAGGAAGAGUAGUGCUUUUGAGAAAAGGCACAAAAUGUUUCUUCCAGUGAAGGAAGUAUGCCAUUGUCCUGGGCCAAGGGGAAAUCCUUGUUCCAUCUCUCAAUAUCCUCUCUCUUACACCAUUCCCCAAACCUGCCAAGUCCCACUGCCACUUGCUGCCUGCCUGGCUAGGCAGAGUAAAGGGUCUCUCUGAAGGCCCGCAUUUAAAACCUAGGUAUUGCACUGGGGGGUUGUUUUCCUUCCACUGGACAAGCCCGAGGUAUUUUCCCCAUUAUGGAACCCCACCACAAUCUCUGUGCCACCCUCACAAUGAUUGAGAGCCUUCUUGAGCAAAGGUGAUCAUUUGCCAAAAUUCUAGAGUCUAGAUCAUUCUUUUCCUUGUCCCCUCCCCAGUUGGACAGGUAGGGUUAAGUACCCAAGUUCUGGGCCUGAGGUAGUGGGAAAGGAGGCAUGGCUCCUGGGCAGGCUCUAUUAUUUUGUUCUUUCUAGGGAGAAGGAAAACUGGUUCAGCUUGAGUAUUCUAUGAUAAGUACCCUAAAUAAAGAAUAAGACACUAUUUUUCCUGGAAACACUAAUUCAACAGACAAGCUCUUUUUCUUCUCUCCCCUCCCCCAAGAGCAUUCAGGUAACCCCUUUGACUGCUGAAGAAAAUCCUUGGGCCAAUUACAGGUGAUUGAGUAAGGACCAUAUCAAGCCUAGGCCCUCCCUUUGAGAACCUGUCCUUGGAAUGCCCAGCUUCUCUUGCACUCCGAUUAGUGCUAUGUCAGUUUUUAUUCAUAGUAACUCCUCCUUCUGUUUGGGGGGGGCGUUGACCCACCAUCACACUCUGCCAUGUUUAAGGGGAUGUGUUUUCACCUUCCCAUCUACACAAAGCAAUAGCAAAUAGUUUCCUCUUCACAUGUAUUGACUUUAAAACUUCAUUCUGAUCCCACCUGGUUCAUUGCAGCAUCAACCCUGCCACCCCCCCAAAAAAAAUAUCCCUAAUUCUUUUUGUAUUUUCUGAUGAUAGCCUGGGCCUCAUAAGUACCUCCUCCUUCUCCUCCUUCCCCUCCCUUCCCCUCCCUUCCUUGGCCCUUCAGUCUUAUGAACAACAACUCUCCUCCUAUCUGUCAAAGUACACUGAGCUGUUGUUAACAACACUACUUCUCAUGUAACCCCAUAUAAUAGCAGUUUUUAUCUGUAUAUUAAAACUGUAGACUUUCCAAGUGAAUAUUGGGGGGAGGGGUCAGAAUAUUUAUUUCCUGAAGCUAAGGGGUAAUUUGGGAGGGUUUAUGGGAUGGGGGUUUGAGAUGGGGAAUGUAUCUGUUCAAAAAAAGAAUGGAUCAAGUUCAUUGUCAAAUUGCCCAACACAGCUGGUUUUCAUGUUGCUGCUGUGCGUUUCCUAAACAGAUGAUGUUGGGUGUAACUUGUGUGUGGCUAAUGGUGAUACCAUUGUAUUAAAGUGCUACCAUUUGAUCUUAUUCCAGCUACCAUCUCCUGAGUUUGGGUUUUUGCAUGUGAAAUAUCCCAAUAAAAAAGAACAACAAAACUACCUAGUGUACGGAGCAGGAUGCGGCUGUGUGUGGGAGGAACCUGACCAAUGUACCCAAUUCCCCAGCCCUCAUCCUCUCUUUUCUUCUUUAAAAGUAGCCCUCAUUAGAAGUUUCAGGCUCCAAAUAAACAAGUCAUGAUCUUCCCAAUUUCCCCUGGGCCUAGCAUCUGCAACCUUUCAUCUCUCUCGUUCCCUAGCACAGAGCCUUACGCAGAGUAGGUGUUUGGUUAAUCUUUGUGCCCCAGCAUGAGGAGCCUGGGCUCACAUGAAAUCCUCACAGUAGUGUCAGAUUUGAACUGGCUAUUUGUUAAGCCAUCAAGUUUUUUUUAACAGUUCCCCAGAGGCAAGAGGUGUAUGAUCUUAGACAAAUCGAAAUAGGAGAGUUGAACAAGAGUUGAAGAAAGGUUUCCAAAGUUCUUUUUCAGCUCUAAAAUUCUGUUCUGUUGAAAAGCCCAAAGAGCUAUGGUUUGUUCCUUAACUUUUCAGAUUAUGGCUACUCCUGAAGAUUCCUUCCAAGAGUUUCCAAAGGAAACUUUUCAGGUCCCUAACAUAGCAUUUAAUCUGUGCUUCAGAGCACCUCCAUAACUAAUCCUCUAAACAACCAACACUCUAUCACAUCCAAGAAAAACAUCACAUCUUUGUGCCUAGUCUCUGCCAAGGCUAAUACUCAGAACACGUCCAUGUAAUUGAGCCACUCUCUAAAAGCUGGAGCUGUUUAAGAUAUGCAGGAUGAGGGAUUUAGAAUUUUGCAGGAUGAGGAAAGAGCAACAGGAGUCAUGUGAGGCCUUAUAUAUUCCAAAAGAUGAGUGGCAUGAAACCAUUUGAACAGGUUUUGUGGGCUUUGAUGCAUUUGACCACAAGCUGAGUUGGAGACUAGAACCUCUGAAGUCUUUAAUUCAACUCAACAUUGAUUAACCAACGACCAUAGGCAAAGCACAGUGUUCACAUCUUAGUUACUAAAGUAAGAAAAUACUUUUAGAAUUCUUACAGUUCAGCCCUCUCCUUAUUUUACAGAUGAGGCCUCAGAGCUUCGGUGGUGUUCUCAGUGUCUCAUAUCUAGCUACUUGCAAAGCUAGGACUAAAACCUUAGUUGUAUGAUGGUCAAUCUAGGGCUCUAAGGGGAGGAGUCAAAGACUAUAAAGUUACAGAGACAACUCAUGUCCCAUAGCCCACAGGGGACAGUGCUAAGUGAGAGCCUGUAUCCUGAUUCCCAGCCCAGGACUGUAGCCCUCGCCUGCCCCGGCCUCCUGAGAGCAAUAGGACAAGGUCCUGUUGCUAUGUGUCCAACCUCAUUUGCCCUUUAUACUGACUUCUCUGGUAUGCAAGAACCCUGUCCCGUACAAAGUUCCCUCCCCACUUGGGUCCUGUACCUCUUGGCAACUGGCAGAAAGGAAGCAUGAAGAUAGCCCCACAGCAGUAGGUUUUAACUGUGCCCCUAAGAAAACAAUGAAGCUCUAGGAUAGGGUGUUGUCAGGCUACUUUCUAAUAUCCCAACUAUUGGCUCCCUAGAUAGAGAUAACAUCCUGUUUCUAUUCCACCCCAGGAUAUUGGAUGUCUAUAAGAACUCAGGCUCAGCUGUGGCAGUGGAAGGUGGGAGAGCAUGAAGAUGUCUAGGAGUCAACAUGACCCUUUCAGAACUUUAUCUCCAGUGGAGAGUAGGCCAUUGGCCCCUAUAAGUAGAAAGGAGAAGCCUUAAGCUAAGAGCCAUGGACAAGUAGGACAGUUUUGAAAGCUACAUGUUGCAUUUAUUAUAUAUUUCUUUUAUACAGUUAAAGGAAAAGGAAGAUGUACACAAUAGAUGAUAUAUCGAGUUUCAUGUAUAAUUCCCCUCUAUUAUACAAUGAAUAUGGAAAUGCCCCCUCUUGUUUGGUUUUUGUUAAGUUCAGAAUAAAGAAAGGGUUAAAAUAUUUUUUCAAGCUUUAGCUUAGGCCAGUAAACGAGCCAGGUUGGAACUGGGUGCUCAGUACAGUGGGGAGAGAGAGAGAGAACUAUAAAACAUGGCUCUAGCCAUCAGUGCAAUCAGGCAAGAGGACCAAUGUUAAGAGAAUAACGGGGCAGCUAGAUGGCACAGUAGAUAGAGCACCAGCCCUGGAUUCAGGAGGACCUGAGUUCAAAUCCGGCCUCAGACACUUGACACUUACUAGCUGUGUGACCCUGGGCAAGUCACUUAACCCCAAUUGCCUCACAAAACAAACAAAAAAGAGUAACAGUGCUAUUCUACGUGAUGCUGAUUAUAGGCCAGUUUAGAAGAGGGGAAGAUCAUCAUGGGCUGGAAUGGUCAGAGGACUUCAUUCAAGAACUGCUAACUUCUAAGUAUAGUAGAAAGGUCACAAGGUCAGGAGGCAGAGAAGCAGGAUUUGGAUCUCAGCUCAGCCAACUUAAUUGCCUUACGUUCCUCAUCUAUAAAAUGAGAGGGUUGGCCCUUUAAGGUCUCUUCCAAUUCUAAACCUGUGACUGAUUAGAUGGGGUCCUUGAAAGAUGGGCAAGAUGGUAAUCCCCAGAGGAACCUGAUUCUUAGCCUUCUUCUGGGAUUUGGCUAUACCAUAAAGAAUAUAUGGUCUGCAAAGAAAGUAAUCAUAGUUUCCAGCUGUAUAGAGAUCUAAACAGUUGCGGGAAGUAGGGAAAUAUGGUCAUGUUCAUUUCAAUUCUCUAGAUUUUGUUUCCUAUUUCUGAUGAGCCGACAUGAGGCAGGGUCAGGGUCAGAGCAAGAAAGCAGAAUGUCAGAGCUGGAAGAGACCUUAGAGAUGAUCAGGGUAGUGAUUUCCAACCAUUUCCAGUAUGAAGACCCCUUUUGAACAUCAUAUGGUAGCAAUUGUACUUUCAGUAGCUGUUUGUUGAGAAAAGACAUGAUGACAAAAAACUACUGUGACUUCACUGAUGUGUUUAAUUUACGUUUUAUUAAUCACAAUAGCAUCCACAUAUGUGUGAGACAGCCUAUAGGAGGUAUAUUUGCUUAUUUAUUGAGUCAUGUUGCAUCAUAUUUUGUUGGAGCUAAAUAAAAAUCAAGAUGACAGUG